AUCCCUUUCUGGAGAAGAAUGAAUUUUGCAAUCUUUCCCAUUACAAACUUUACUUGGAUCAAAAUGGGGAUUUAAAGGCAGAUAUGAAGAUCAUGAGUUGGGUAUAUCUCCCCAAAAAGAAUCUCAUGAAAGACCAAUUGGUGACUAUUGAAAGACAGGGACUUACUAUCAACCAAGAUCACCUGUCAUGGCUAAAGUUGCACAACAGGUCUCUUCCUCAGUCCAAAUGUGUGGAAAAAUGUCAUCCUGGAUUUGUCAAGCAGAAGCGAGAAGGAGAGCCAUUUUGCUGUUAUGACUGUGUUCCUUGUCCGGAGGGGACCAUCUCCACUCAGGAAGGAACAUCUGAGUUCUUUGAAACUUAGAGAAUUGUUGAGGAGGUGGGGCCAGCUGUCAAGAAGGAAAGUUGUGGAAAGCGACGCUCUGUUAUAGAGAGUUGUUUUUUCAGCAAAUUCCAACUGAUCGGUGGACUUUGUGGAGUCCCAGAUCCCUUGGAGGGGGAUUGGAAGAAAGAGGCAUUCUGUGGUGGAGCUCUUGGCGGCGGUCAAAGAAGCGAGUGGCAGAAAAGCCUCGGAGAAGCUGAUCAGGGGAAGGAGAUGUCCUGUAAUGGCAGCCGCAAGGAAGUGACAGUGGAUGGCUGGACAACAAUAGCCGGUGGAAAAGCGGGACGACAGUGAGACUGAUCUGGUUUAAAGAGAUUUUGGCAGCUUCGUAGGAGUGAUCCAGAGUGAGAGAUCUAUCCGGAGGAUUUCUAAAGAGGGAAGAAAAAGAAAGAGGCCCCAGGAAGGAGGAGGGUGACUGGAGCUCCCUCCAAACGAUAGUGG
Pantherophis guttatus is the source of this 821-nucleotide messenger RNA. Lineage: Eukaryota; Metazoa; Chordata; Lepidosauria; Squamata; Colubridae. The record is from RefSeq and is a predicted model, not a curated record.